AUGCAGGCAGCAGAUGACUUUGAUGGGGAAAUCCCCAACAAUAUCGUAGAGACUCUUGGAGCACCUCAAACGACAGCCAUCAACGCCAACGAGCAUACAGGAUUGCCGUUGCUCAGCUAUCCUGUCGAAGACCACGAUAUGCAAGUAGCAGCGGGUAUCUCCAUAGAGGACUACUACAGAUGGGAGCUCGGAUUCGGCGUGGACCCCUCCGUCCACGAACUGCCAUCGCCAUCGUCUCAUCCUGAGGAAGAGAGAUGGGUCGAGUCGUCAAUUGACGAAUACACUGCGUCCAUCAACAUGGACGUUGAACUUACCAUAGGCCUUUCCAUGGAGGAGGGCACUGCGGAGGUAUAUGGCGGGAACAUGUACAUCCCGCCGGACAUGGACGUGUGGUGGCCAUCCGGGGCGAUGAUGCCCGAGGAACAUGGCGCGCCCAUUGCAGGGCCAUCGCGAUUCCCGGGUGCACUCGGCGACUCGACCGGCUGGCAUGGGGAGAGAGCCGAUCUCUCCCACACUCAAACAUCGCGUGGGGAUCCCGUAUCCCUCGCGAUCGCCCCUGGUCUGCUGUACGCAGAGCAGGGUGCAACAACAGAAGAAUACGAAGUUUCCAUCGACAAAGAUGAGGGUGAAGAUGACCUCGACGCCUACAAUGAUGGAGCAAAUGACAACGAGGAUGAUGCUUUCAUUCUCGACACCGAUGACGAGGACAACGAGGUUGCAGUUCUCGAUGGCGACAUCAAUCUUGAAGUGACUGCCGACUCACCACUGGUCGCCCCUCCCCUCGACAGACCCAUAACGCACUCCCACACUCGCGCGUCCUAUGGAAACAGCGGUUUGAAAAUGCAAGAUGCCUUGCGUGGGCAAAAGCGCAGGGCUGAUGAUGACAGCGAGGAGGACGCUGCCAACAAGAAGGCGGUGAAGAAGGCCCGGAGGGGUAAGGCAAAGAACACUGCUCAGACGAAGGAGAAUACCAAGGCAAAAGCGAAGGGUACGGCGAAGCCAAAGGGCAAUGCGAAGGCAAAAGGCAAGGCGAAGUGUAAGGCGAAGGCGAAAGCGGGCAACACGAAGAUUAAGAUCAGAGACAGUGGAGGGCAGUUCCCGUGCCUGAAGCCUGGCUGCACAAAGUCGUUUGAACGCAUGACCGACAGAAAUCGCCAUCUCAGAUCCAGCUGUCCAAAGGGAAAGCCAGGCGACCUCGUGAAACCCGGCUGCACCCACUGCAAUAAGCAGUUCUCCAGGGGUGAUGCAGUCAAGCGGCACAUCGAUGACGGUGCGUGUCCUGCCUAUAAACAGCCACCUGGAGAGUUGAAGAAGUCCGGAGCGUCGAGUGACGGGAACGACGACAAGCGCAAGGGUGGAGAUAAGGGCGGUCGUGGUGGGGGAAAUGGAAAGGGCGGUCGCGGUGGAAGAAGGGGCGGUCGUGGUGGAGGAAAGGGCGGUCAUGCCUAA
This is a messenger RNA of Postia placenta MAD-698-R-SB12, 1449 nucleotides long. RefSeq lists its product as hypothetical. Bases 1 to 1449 code for a protein of 482 amino acids. NCBI's taxonomy places the organism in Eukaryota, Fungi, Basidiomycota, Agaricomycetes, Polyporales, Adustoporiaceae. The transcript has 3 exons. The record is from RefSeq and is a predicted model, not a curated record.